Cladocopium goreaui is the source of this 1311-nucleotide messenger RNA. The record is from the annotation of a GenBank genome assembly. Lineage: Eukaryota; Dinophyceae; Suessiales; Symbiodiniaceae.
GUGGGUCUAGUUUUCUCGUGGCACCCGACUCAUGGCGCCUGGGUGGCUGGGUUCGUUGCUGAAUUGGCCCUUCCGAUGUAUUGGUCAGCGCAGUUUGCCGGAGACUCACGGUGUCUUUGAGGCGGAGUUGCAGCGGCCCACGGAAGCGGAGCUCCUGCGAGACGAGUUUGGAGUGCCACACAUCUUCGCAGCAACGGAGCACGAGCAUGAUUUGUUCUUCUUGAACGGUGUGGUGCACGCUCAGGACAGAUUAUGGCAGAUGCACUCUGGUCGCAUGUUGGCCUCGGGCCGGCUGUGCGAAAUGGUCGGCAGCAAAGCACUGGACCUGGAUCGUUUCCUUCGACAGCUGGGCUUGCGACAACUGGCAGAGGAAGAUGCACAACAUCUCAGGGAUUGCGGCUUGCCGGACAGCGCAGAAGCCCUGAGGAUGAUGGAGGCCUAUGCUGAGGGGGUCAACUGGUACGCUUUCAGAUGUGUGAAGCGCAAGCGAUUGCCGUUGGAGUUCACCCUCACUGGGCAAUCCUGGGAAGAAUGGACCCCGGUUCACAGUUUAGCGCUGAUCCGUUUCUGGGGCUUUGCCAUGAAUUAUGGUUUUCAGCAUGCGUUGCUGCGCCGCAGUCUGGCAGAGCUCUUGGGUAAAGACUUGGCAGAGCUCUGGACCAACACAAAGGAGGAGGAGGCAUCAAUUCCCUUCACGGUGGAUCGAGCAGCAUGGGAAGCCUUCAAGAAGGUGGAUCUGUCCGCCAUUCCGAAGAUACCCAAGGGUGACGGUUCCAACUGGUGGGCUGUGCAUGGGAAGCACACCAGCACAGGAAAGCCCUUGUUGGUGGGAGAUCCGCACUUGAGUAUUCGAAUCCCCAACUUUUGGUACGAGAUCCAUGGCACCCUCCGUGACUCGCAGCCGUUCGCUCUCCAUGGGGUGGCGCCGCCGGGAAUUCCGGCCACGUUGAUUGGACAGAAUGGAAAGUUUGCCAACUCCAUCACAUUGGCAUAUUGCGAUGUAGAAGACGUGUUCCUUGAAAGGGUGAAGGAUGGCAAGUAUUUGCACAAAGGUGAAUGGCACAGGUGCAACCUUCGCAGCGAGAUCAUCAAGGUGAAAAACUCCGAGAGCCAGGAAUGUCUCUGCCGUUCCACCUGUCAUGGGCCCUUGCUGGAAGGACAGGUGCUGGGAAAACACGAGGACUUCAAGACGGCCAUGCUGGAACAGGUGAAGAAGGAAGAGGAUGAGGAGGUCUUCAUUGCAUAUGCGGCUAUAGCUCUGCGUCCAAAAUCCCUUUCGGCCUUGAGUCUAUGGAAGAUCUUGCGAACAGA